AUGCUUCAAGAACGUCAAAACCUUGCCGACGCAAUAUACAAGCAACAAAAAAGCCUGGAUGACGGGCAGAUCUUUGAAGACUGGCUCAGGAAAAUUGACCGUGAAAUGAAACGCCGCGGCAGACGUAUCGCAAUGGUUGUAGACAACGCACCUUGUCACCCCAAACUUCAGAACCUUAGUAAUAUUGAGCUAAUAUUUCUACCACCAAAUACUACCAGUAAAACACAACCGAUGGACCAGGGAAUGAUCCAGAAACUCAAAGUCCACUACAGAAAAAGAGUCGUACUCCGCCAGCUUUCGGCCAUUGACAACGGUCAUGACUUCACGUUGUCAGUACUAUAUGCACUCCGUCUUCUUCAGCAGUCAUGGGAGUUCGUUACACCAACAACAAUAACAAACUGCUAUCGUCAUGCAGGGUUCACGUUACAGAUCAUCGAUGACCAGGGAGAUGACGACGACACCGACGAACUUGACGAUAUACCACUUGCUAGACUUGCCAGUAUGGGUACAUCAUCCGAAUUGCUUGGUUCGUUUUCAGAGUUUGACGACAACGCAGCAACAACAUCAGCCUCUGCUACAGAUUCUGAAAUCAUUAGUCAGGUGACAUGUGAAAUGACAAUGUGA
Mercenaria mercenaria is the source of this 624-nucleotide messenger RNA. Its product is annotated as tigger transposable element-derived protein 4-like. The record is from RefSeq and is a predicted model, not a curated record. Gene Ontology annotation, cellular component: nucleus. The transcript has a single exon. Bases 1 to 624 code for a protein of 207 amino acids. Gene Ontology annotation, molecular function: DNA binding. Lineage: Eukaryota; Metazoa; Mollusca; Bivalvia; Venerida; Veneridae.